AUGAUGAAGCGAGCCUUGGAAAUCACCUCAAUAUCCGCAGAGAACAUCCGGCUCAACAAAAAGCCCGUGAAGAACGCGGUGGUGGUGAUCCGAGUGGAGCACGGCUACGAAUGCUCGACCAAACCGGCGCCGGACAAAGGAACAAACCCUAAGUGGAACGAGAGUCUCGUUGUUGACUUGCCACUGCAUGCAGGCUUCAUCACCGUGGAAGUGAAGUGCAAGAGCUCCUCGGGUAAGUACAAUCUCGUCGGCGGAGCGAUAGUGCCGAUUUCGGACUUCGCUGGGGAAUUUGGCGCACCGGAGGGUCACGUGCAUUUUCUAAGCUAUAGGUUGAGAGAUUCUAGUGGCGUGCGGACGGAUGGCAUCAUCAACAUUUCGGCGAAAAUGGCCAUAGCGGCCCUGGCACAUACGUAUGAGGUUCCGCGACCGGAGAUCGGAGUACCAGUUGGUGAUCCAAGGAGGAUGAUGGCGGCCGGUGGAUUGGUGACCGGAGUCCCAGUUUGGUACGCCCAGCCUUGUAGAUGUUGA
Molecule: messenger RNA, 528 nt
Organism: Eucalyptus grandis
Lineage: Eukaryota; Viridiplantae; Streptophyta; Magnoliopsida; Myrtales; Myrtaceae
Product: BON1-associated protein 2
Exons: 1
Coding region: 1-528 (175 amino acids)
Biological process (GO): defense response
Source: RefSeq, a predicted model, not a curated record